UGAUAGUGAAUGACAUAUGCUUGUGUCAAUGUGCUGUACAGAUUCAUAGCGAUUCGAAAAAUAAGAUCUUGUAGAAUUGUUUAAAAAACGAUGGCGUACGACUUAAAAAACGAAGAGGAUGUAAAGGAAUACUUGAAGAACCUUCAUAUAGAGUAUCAAUUCGGUUGUUAUAGCGAGAAAAAACCGGAGGUCUGUCACCUAUUAGGUGAUUAUUACGAAGCAGUAAAGGCAGAGAUGGAGAAGGCCGCUUCGAUAUACAAGACGACCUGCGAUCAAUAUAAUUAUGCUAGAAGCUGCGCGAAAUUCGGUGAUUUUAAAGCAAUUGGUAAAGGUUGCAAACGGGACAUACCGAUGGCAUACAAAUAUAUGUCAAAGGGUUGCGAGCUCAAUGACGAAUAUGGAUGCCUGCAUGCUGGUGUUUUGGGAACAUCUAAGAACGAUGUCGGAGAGAAGGACAGAGUUACGCAGAUCCACACAGGUGUCAAACAGCUGAAGAAGGCCUGUGAGAUGUACAAUUCGGACAAGGCAUGUUUUUAUUUAUCGGGUAUUUACUUGGGUGGUCUUGAGGGCAUCAUUGACAAGAACUAUAAAGAGGCUUACAAGCUAUCAUUGAAGAGCUGUGAGUUCGGUAAUCCAUACGCCUGUGCAAACCUGUCACAGAUGCAUGCGCGAGGAGAAGGCGCACAAAAAAAUCCCGAACUUGCUGCGACUUUCAAGAAGCGUGCCAACGAUCUGUAUCAGGAAUUGAAGCAGGUACAACCAGAAUUGAAAUUUCAUCAAGGUGUAAAUCCAUAACACAUGUUUUUGGUACACAUUAGAUUUAUCAAAAAGUUAGUUUGCUUUUUCCUCAUAUAGUUCUAUAAAACAGAAAAAAAUAUGAAUACUUUCUUUGCUCAAACUAGUCCUUUUAUGUGUUGAACUCAUACUUCACAUACAUUGCAUAAAAAAAGAAAUAAACUGUCUAAUAAGAGCCUUUUAUAAUAGGCUCUUUAUAAUAUCUUAAUAAAUAAUUGUUUAUUACAUUAUUCAUUAUAGCAAGUUAUUAAUUUAUUUAUUUAUAACUUUAUACAACUUUAAAUAUCCAUAGCCCAAAUUGUUAACUUAUGUAUUAUAUUAAAUAUAUCUUAUAAUUGUUUACAAUUGUUUUACUUAAUCAUAUGUAAUUAUAUAUAUUCUUCAAUAUUAGAAAAAUUGUCGAAAAAUUUUUUCUUUUCUUAGAUAAAAACUAAAAUUUAUUUGCCUAACAUAGAGCAAAUUAAAAUGAGAUGUUCAAAUAUCUCUCUCUGUUGUAAGUUUGCAAAAUAUUGUUCAAAUCAAAUUUAUUUUGUUGAAAUGAUGUAAAUACAAUAGAAAAAAAAUAUAUAAUUAUGCAAAAAG
This is a messenger RNA of Cataglyphis hispanica, 1377 nucleotides long. RefSeq names its product cytochrome c oxidase assembly factor 7 homolog (gene Coa7). The transcript is spliced from 3 exons. NCBI's taxonomy places the organism in Eukaryota, Metazoa, Arthropoda, Insecta, Hymenoptera, Formicidae. Gene Ontology annotation, molecular function: protein binding. The coding region runs from base 91 to 795 and encodes 234 amino acids. The record is from RefSeq and is a predicted model, not a curated record. Gene Ontology annotation, cellular component: mitochondrial intermembrane space.